GUUGGUCUGGGUGCGCUUUCCGGACGGACGCUAGGGGCCCGGGGUACAUUCGUAGGGAGGAAACGGGGUGGCCAGUGGAAGUCCUCAGCAGGGUCCUUGGGGCGCUCCCCCAUGGGGGCUGGGGGUCCCGGGGUUGUGGGGGAUAAGGAGGCCCUAUAGGUUCUGCUGAAGGGUCUCACCGACAAAAGAAGGGGAGCUGGUGAGCGGAGGCUAAAGGCAGGGAAGCAGGGGCGUGGUUAUGUGUGUUGGGGGUGGAACCUUAGCGGAGCCUGGGAGGGGGUUCCCUGGCAGCCGAUCCUGCCCGACCCUCCCUCCGCUGGCUCGCCCGCAGGCCGCCGCCCGCCGCCAUGGGGCUGAAGGCCGCCCAGAAGACGCUGUUCCCGCUGCGCUCCAUCGACGACGUGGUGCGCCUGUUUGCUGCGGAGCUGGGCCGAGAGGAGCCGGACCUGGUGCUUCUCUCCUUGGUGCUAGGCUUCGUGGAGCAUUUCCUGGCUGUCAACCGUGUCAUCCCCACCAACGUGCCGGAGCUCACCUUCCAGCCCAGCCCUGCGCCUGACCCCCCUGGUGGCCUCACCUACUUUCCUGUGGCUGAUCUAUCCAUCAUCGCCGCCCUCUAUGCCCGCUUCACUGCCCAGAUCCGUGGCGCUGUUGACCUGUCUCUUUACCCUCGAGAGGGAGGUGUCUCCAGCCGUGAGCUGGUGAAGAAAGUCUCCGACGUCAUAUGGAACAGCCUCAGCCGCUCCUACUUUAAGGACCGGGCCCAUAUCCAGUCCCUCUUCAGCUUCAUCACAGGUUGGAAAAAGCCCCUUUCCUAGCUGUCAUUCCCCGAAGCAGGCACAGGGUAGGCCAUCAUGAGACAUUUGGUCUUGUCCCCUCAUAAGAGCUGGCUGUACCUGAAAGGAUCAUACAUGCGCUGUGACCGCAAGAUGGAAGUGGCAUUUAUGGUGUGUGCCAUCAACCCUUCCAUUGAUCUGCACACUGACUCCCUGGAGCUGUUGCAGCUGCAGCAGAAACUACUCUGGUUGCUCUAUGACCUGGGACAUCUGGAAAGGUACCCCAUGGCUCUAGGCAACCUGGCAGAUCUGGAGGAGCUGGAACCCACCCCUGGUCGGCCGGACCCUCUCACCCUCUACCACAAGGGCAUUGCCUCAGCCAAGACCUACUAUCGAGAUGAACAUAUCUACCCCUACAUGUACCUGGCUGGCUACCACUGUCGCAACCGCAAUGUGCGCGAAGCCCUGCAGGCCUGGGCUGACACAGCUACUGUCAUCCAAGACUACAACUACUGCCGAGAAGAUGAGGAGAUCUACAAGGAGUUCUUCGAAGUGGCCAAUGAUGUCAUCCCCAACUUACUGAAGGAGGCAGCCAGCUUGCUGGAGGCAGGCGAGGAGCGGCCAGGGGACCAGAACCAGGGCUCCCAGAGCCAGGGUUCUGCUCUCCAGGACCCUGAGUGCUUCGCCCACCUGCUGCGAUUCUACGAUGGCAUCUGCAAAUGGGAGGAGGGCAGCCCCACGCCUGUGCUACACGUGGGCUGGGCCACUUUCCUCGUGCAGUCCCUAGGCCGUUUUGAGGGACAGGUGCGGCAGAAGGUUCGUAUAGUGAGCCGCGAAGCAGAGGCGGCAGAGGCCGAGGAGCCCUGGGGUGAGGAAGCCCGGGAAGGCCGGCGGCGAGGCCCGCGACGGGAGUCCAAGCCAGAGGAGCCUCCGCCACCCAAGAAGCCAGCCCUGGACAAGGGCCCUGGUGCAGGCCAGAGUGCGGUGUCGGCACCCCAGCGGAAACCCUCAGGGACUGUCUCGGGUGCUGCCCGAGGCCCUGAAGUCGGCAGCACAACUCAAGUGCCAGCACCCGCAGCUUCGCCGCCGCCGGAGGGUCCAGUGCUUACUUUCCAGAGUGAGAAGAUGAAGGGCAUGAAGGAGCUGCUGGUAGCCACCAAGAUCAACUCGAGCGCCAUCAAGCUGCAACUCACGGCGCAAUCACAGGUGCAGAUGAAAAAGCAGAAAGUGUCCACGCCCAGCGACUACACCCUUUCUUUCCUCAAGCGGCAGCGCAAAGGCCUCUGAGCUACUGGAGCCCACCCAGCCUCAGGGUCUGCCCUCAGUCAGGAUCGAGGCUCCACCCCAGUCCUCUCACUCCUAGCCCAGGCUCCGCUCCCAGCACUAGGGGCCGGUCUCCUGCCCAGGUCCAGGCCCCAUUCCUACUGAGAACCCAGGCUUCUGGUCCCCGGAAUACAGACGGCACACCCUAGCUACUGCUUCCCCACCCGCCCCCAGCCUUCCAACCUACGAUUGGCUCCAGCUCAGAACCGAGGGCCCUUUCCCAGAAUCCCAGCCAUCCAAUUGAAGGUUCACCCUAGGCCCCUGAUCACCAAUUUUUAGAGGUCCGGGCCCUGAAAACUCCCGACUCCUCUUAAUGGAGUGCCCGGGGUUGCUCCUGCCUGGUAAAGGCUGAGGUUUCACCUUUAACCCAAGGGGCACAGUUCUCCCCUCCAGCCUUGGAACCUAGAGCCCCACUCCCCUAGGAGUACACUUCCGCACUUAAGAAUUCCAUCCUUAGAAAUCUGAGCCCCCUAUUCUAAAGAACCUAAGUCUCACUCCACAAUUAUGAAAUCCUGGCUUCCUCUCCAUUCUAUCUCUAGCGUCAAUAACACGAAAGUCCGCCCCUAGCCUGUGAGAAUCCUGAGACCUGCUCUCUUCCUGGCCAGACUUGCCUGGGAUCAGAGCAGGACCUGUCUUACGAGCCUCUAGGAACUUCCCCGAGGUUCAAUUUAUCUCGGGGACCCCAGAGGAAUCUGCAGGGGAUUGGGAGUGGGUGAAGGGAGCCUGAUUUCUUCCAGUUUUGUACAUAGAUUUAUUUUUCAGUUCUGAGGAAGAUGAAUACAUUUUGUAAAAAA
Otolemur garnettii (small-eared galago) is the source of this 2890-nucleotide messenger RNA. RefSeq names its product menin 1 (gene MEN1). Gene Ontology annotation, biological process: negative regulation of cell cycle; regulation of transcription by RNA polymerase II; negative regulation of cell population proliferation. Gene Ontology annotation, molecular function: Y-form DNA binding; transcription cis-regulatory region binding; chromatin binding. The record is from RefSeq and is a predicted model, not a curated record. NCBI's taxonomy places the organism in Eukaryota, Metazoa, Chordata, Mammalia, Primates, Galagidae. Gene Ontology annotation, cellular component: chromatin; nucleus; histone methyltransferase complex. The transcript has 8 exons.